Messenger RNA from Periophthalmus magnuspinnatus, 2681 nucleotides. Its product is annotated as zinc finger protein 664. Bases 110 to 1837 code for a protein of 575 amino acids. The record is from RefSeq and is a predicted model, not a curated record. NCBI's taxonomy places the organism in Eukaryota, Metazoa, Chordata, Actinopteri, Gobiiformes, Gobiidae. The transcript has 2 exons.
CACACGAGCAGCUGAGAGCGCCUCUGCACAGAUCUGCUCUCACACCCAUUUAACGGGAUAUUCUCCGUUAUUUAAAGCCACACUGACUUAUAUUCAGCUUUUCUUCAACAUGUCCGAGCCUCUAGAGCUCAAAAUGUCCCUGGAGUUUUCACUGAAUCAGAUUUUUAAAGCGACUGUUAGCGACAUAAUGGAGUCAGUGGACAGGACGCUCUGCGAGUAUCAGGGGAAAAUACAGAGGAUCGAGUGUGAAAACGAAGGCCUCAAGCGGCUUUUGUUUGCUCAAAAUUGUGCUGAGACGGCCCCAGCAGUAGUUUUUACAGAUACUCCAGAUGACAAAAGAAAAGAAGCUACUGAGCAAAGUGUGGUGUUGGAUUAUGUCCCUGGACAGUCCACGUUCAAAAUGUCCAUUUGCAGCAGUGACAAGAAGAGCAGAAGGAAACAAAAAGCCACAGUGAGAGAGAGCCACUCGCUGCUGUUCAAUUCACAUCCAACAAACGACACAAUUAGGGAAAAAUGUCCAAGCCCACCGGUGUUAAGUAUUUCAAACCAAACAGGAAAACUCAAGGCAGACUCAGGUUCAGACCAAACAGGAGCAGUUGAUCUCUCAUAUUCUUCAUCGUCAUUUAUGAAGCCCAUUAAAAAAGAGAGAGUUGAGGACAGAUAUAGAGCUGUAGACUCAUACACACCUCUGCAAGUGAAAGAGGAGCCAGUCAGCGAUCACAGUGAAGCUGAUCUCAAUGAAAGUGGUGACUCUAGUUUGGCAACUACAAACAAUGACUCUCUGAUAAAAGCAGAAAUAAACCCACAUGAUGCUGAUGCAGAUCAACUCCAGGACUCAGACGCAGAAACAGAGCCUGGACUCAGUAAAGAGUUUAUGCCAUUGGAAGAGGAACCAGAGGAGGGGGGAGAUUCUGAAGACUUUUUGGACAUGCGGGACAAUUUUUUACGUUGUCCAAUUUGUCCUGAAACUUUCAGUCGCGCAGCUUUGCUCAACGUGCACUUGAAGGUACACAAAGGUGAGAAGAUCCACGGCUGCUCCUACUGCGGAAAGAGAUUUAGUCGUGCUGAGGUUCUGAAAGCCCACAAGCGGACUCACACUGGAGAGCGGCCCUACAGCUGUAACCUGUGCAGUAAAACCUAUGCCCACCCCAGCCAGCUGAGGGUGCACAAGCGCCUGCACACAGGUGAGAAGCCUUACACAUGCUCCUUCUGUGACAGAAGCUUCACAGAGCACAACCAGCUCAAAGUGCAUGUCAGGACUCACACUGGAGAGCGGCCUUACGCCUGUAAAGACUGUGGCAAAACCUUUAGUAAUGCAGGCAACCUGCGCAUCCACGAGAGGAUCCACACAGGAGAGAAGCCCUACUGCUGUGCCCAGUGUGGGAAGAGAUUCAACGGCCUGGGCGACCUCAAGACUCACUACAGGAUCCACACGGGGGAGCGACCUUACACCUGUGAGCUGUGCAAAAAGACCUUCAGCCAGACCGGCCACCUCACCAUACACAUGAGAAUGCACACAGGAGAGCGCCCGUACAGCUGCAAUGAGUGCGGGAAGAGAUUCACUGUGGCCAGCAGUCUGAAGCUGCACCUGAGGACUCACACAGGAGAGAAGGAGUACUCCUGCUCCUUCUGCACCAAGAGAUUCAGUCGAGCUGGACACCUCAAGAGACAUGAGCUGGUCCACACCAAAGAGAGAGUGUACCUCUGCAGCCACUGUGGGAAGACCUACACUGACCAGUCCUCACUGAGAAAGCACCAGAAACUGCACGAAGCCCAGGGACAGACUUCAGAGGGGACCAGCUGUGGGACUGAACCAAACAGUGUCGCACUGGACUGAAAACAAGAAAAUACGAGACUAAAAAGCUUUCAAAGAGGAAGUAGUUCUGUGUAAUCAUCAUAUAUCAGCUUUAACCACAGAUGUGUGGUGUGUUAAUGUGACUUGAUCUUGAUUUGUGGAAUUUAGGAUUGUUAAACAAAUUAUAUAACUAACUUAACAUGCUUUUCUUAACUCGUUUACUGAUAGUGUUGGUGACACAUCAAAGGACCUAUAGUGAAAUAUGAUUGUAUGUAUUUUUGCUGUCAAAAAAUACUGGACUUGUACUGUACCUGCUCAGAGACUCAGAAUGAUGUUUGUGAUGUGAUACAGUGAAUCACACUGUAGACUCUGCAUAAAGUCACUUAGUUGGAAAUAUUGAUCACAUUGUUCUCCUGAACAUAUAAUGUUGUUUGGUCUUAAAUGUUACUUUAGGUAUAAUGGGCCCUAAAAGCAGCAUAGGCUGGUUCUCAAAUUGGGGUCAGGGGACCCAGAGGGUCCUCCACAAAUAGCGAUAACAUUGAUCCUUUUUUAAAUACUAGAAUUUCUCGUGAUAUACAAUCCCAAACAUAUAUUGUUCUUGAUGGGAACAACUACAUUGGUAAAAUGAAGACUAUGACAAAUUAAUCAGGUUUCACACUUGGUUUAAACCUGGAGGAUCAGUGUUGUUUCAUAUUUUCAUACAAGGGACCCCUCCCGGCCCCUAUGGGGCACUGAAGUUUAACUGCAGGGAGUGGACGUCCCAGGUAUAAAGAGGGCAGGGCAUUAGUGUCCAAAUAUACAAAGGCCUAUGACCUUUGACCCCAUCAUUAGAGGUUCAGUGUGUUUUUGUGGCAAAGGUGAGUUAAAUAAAUACAUUUGAACUGUU